Messenger RNA from Guyanagaster necrorhizus, 1956 nucleotides. Its product is annotated as alpha/beta-hydrolase. Bases 1 to 1956 code for a protein of 651 amino acids. Lineage: Eukaryota; Fungi; Basidiomycota; Agaricomycetes; Agaricales; Physalacriaceae. The transcript is spliced from 12 exons. Gene Ontology annotation, molecular function: hydrolase activity. The record is from RefSeq and is a predicted model, not a curated record.
AUGGUUUUGCCCCAUAACUUUCGUUGCGAUAUGUCUGUGAAUCCUUUGACGGUGCGCACCAUACUUCGAGCCCCACCCCUUCUCCUCAAGACGUUGUUAAACCAUUACUUCAAACAUGUUAUCAAGAAGAAGCCUGGAAAGUCCUCGACUCGGUUGCGCCGUGACGAACUUCUCUACGACGAAAUGUUCAGUCUUCUCAAGAUGUUCCUGACUUUAGCCGCAAAUCAUACGAUAGAAGAGUUCCAAGCUUUCAGUAAUAACCGGACAAGCUCUCCCCGUCGGUUUCAUGUCGAGCGUUUAUUGGUACCCAUGUCAUCUUGCGAAGACGCUGCGAAAUAUCUGGUGAAGGCUUUGGGUGGUCAAGAUGUGGCUCGACGGGUUGUAGGCGGUGUGAAGUGGUGGCAAGUCAGGGCCAUCAAUGGUGUCGAUGCAGAGUGGAUAACGACGAAGAAAGACUUACGAGAGGCCAACAGACGCGACAAGGCAAAGGCACAGUCAACGCUUGCCGCUGCACCUGCGACCAAGGCAAUGGAGGAAUUGAAAGUACAUACCAGAGAGCCUGAUCUUGGUCCAGAAACGGAUGAAAUGCGCUGCUUUUUGUAUCUUCACGGUGGUGGAUAUUACGUCGGAAGCUUGGAUCAAGAACGAUCCAGCAUUCAUCAGCAUGCUCAGCUCAUUAAUGGACGUGUGUUUGCGAUAAACUAUCGUUUGGCGCCGCAAUAUCCCUUCCCUUGCGCGAUUCAGGAUGCUCUAGCUGCCUACUUGUAUCUCAUCAAACCACCGCUGGAGGCCAAACAUCGUGCCAUCAAGCCAUCCCACAUCUUGCUUUCCGGGGAUUCCGCCGGUGGCGGCCUUUCCCUAGCCUUGCUUCAAGUCAUUCGGGAUAGCGGAUUGCCCUUACCUGCGGGCGCCGUCCUUGUCUCCCCGUGGUGCGAUCUCAACCAUUCCUUUCCGAGUAUUACAACCAAUACGGAUACCGACAUUAUACCAAAGUAUGGCCUGUCUAUUUCAAAACCCAGUCCUUUGUGGCCGCCGCCGUCGCAGGCACCCUGUACGGCUGCCGGUACUCUCACGACACAGGAUCAAGAAUUACAGACGAUCCAUUCCAGACCGACUGAAUCCGGUGAAGUUUUGACGAUCGAGUGGCAGAUGCAUCCGUAUUCUCAAAAUAGCCUGCUGAGGCAUCCUCUGAUCAGUCCCGUCCUGUCGUAUCUAGGAGGUUUACCACCUCUGUUGAUCAUUGCCAGCGGGAAGGAAGUUCUCUGCGAUGAGAUCGUUUACACCGCUCAUAAAGCUGCAGACCCUGAGAAGUACCCUGUUCGGGAGGAAAUCCGAAAGCUGUAUCCCGCGCUUGAUGGGAUAGAAAUGCGGUGUGGAAAAACGAAGGUCCAUCUCCAAGUGUAUGAUGGUGCAGAUGCUGCCCAUACGCUUCCUACGCAAUUUGGAGGCACUCCUCCGGCCAAAGCCGCUUACGACGCUAUCCGGUUGUUUGCUCGACGUGUCACUGGAAUGGAAGCUACAGCUCACUCCGUGAGUUCAAGCUCCUUGCUUUCCCUCUCCAUUAUGGCUAAUCUGUCCCUUCAUCAGGAUAACAAUGGUUUCAUUCGGGAACGUGUUUCAGUCAAGGGCGCCGUCAGGCCCUUGGAAGCAACAUCAGACCUGGAGGCGAUGAAGAUACCCCCCGAGUUCGUUGGUGUGAUGUCCGAGUCUGCUGCUGAACAGAUCAUCGAAGGACACAAGGUGUUUAAAAAGAAAUUUUCUCAUACGGAGAAGGCUAUAGAGAGGCGCAGGAAGGAAAAUCUCAGGCGUGCGGAGAACUAUGAGGAAAAGGGUUCGGCUCAGUGGUCACUUGAUGAAGGGGAAGUACCUCCACCUGGGUGCAAUGUUGUUCGACGGGAUAACGUUGAAGCUAGGCGCCUGGCAAAACAGAUGGCGCAACGUUUUAUUACGGGAUAA